Messenger RNA from Xenopus laevis (African clawed frog), 2302 nucleotides. RefSeq names its product NXPE family member 3. Lineage: Eukaryota; Metazoa; Chordata; Amphibia; Anura; Pipidae. The transcript has 6 exons. The coding region runs from base 62 to 1657 and encodes 531 amino acids. The record is from RefSeq and is a predicted model, not a curated record.
UAAUGACAGAGUAAUUAUAAGAGCACAACAGAUCUCUCACUGCAGUGACUGCUGCUGAACCAUGAACAGACGCUUGCUCGGGAUUGUGUCCUUCUGCACUUUGUGGUUUGUCAUUGGGUUAAUUUACAGAUUUACACAAAUAGAAUCAUUUAGUAGAGAUUACCACAAGACCCUUGCAGAUACUCAUACAGUAUCUACUCCAACCCAUCAUCCAACAUCCCCUGAAGAUAAAGAGCUGCAGAACUUGCUGAGAUUGACAGAAUGGAACAUUGUACCAGUCCCUGUUGACUUUCAGCUUUCCACAAGCCAUAGGACUUCUUCAUUCACAUUACUGCACCAACGUUCCACUUAUACCAUGGGAGAAACCAUAGAAGUUCUAGUCAUAGCUAAGGACCACAAAGGUCACCCAAAGACAUAUGGAGGAGAUUUCUUUAAUGUGAAACUUUACUCUACCAGUAUGAAAGCUGGAGUCAGUGGAUCUGUCCAAGAUCACAACAAUGGUACCUACACAGCAACAUUUCUUCUUGUCUGGCCAGGAGAGACAAAGAUCUCAGUUAAACUUAUGCAUUCAAGUGAGGCCAUUGCUAUUCUGCAUGAGAAGAGAGACUCACGUCCAGACAAGGUAUACUACCAUGGGCACUUUGAAUUGAAUGGAAUCAGGGAAGUGGUGGAGUGUAAUUUUGACCUCCCGGGACGUGAUGUUUGUGAAUAUUAUGAUGCAGCGAGCGGUGAGAAGUGGGUGUGUGUCCGGCCAAAGAAGCUCCCUUGUAACUCGUACCGUCAACAUUCCUCAGGAGGAAACCGUGACAUCUUCAAUAAUAAAGAGAAGGAAUUCCUCUCAAUGUCUUUUACUGACCAGGACAUUCAGACUAACUUGAAACCAUUGAAUGUACUGCCAACAAGUGUGAGCAGGAAUGGAACAAGGACAGUGUGCACUUCUGGGUUACCUAUUCCAAAUCCUUCUGGGUUUUAUUAUCAGGAUUUGUGGGAGUCUCUCGUCUGUUCCAACCAGCAUUUCCCUGAUCCUUCCAGUGUAGCCAAUUGUCUGGCUGGGAAAAACAUCUACAUGUUUGGAGAUUCCACCCUGCGCCAGUGGUGGGAGCAUAUAGUUGACUUUGUACCCUCUCUCAAGCAGAUAGACCUCCAUUUGGAACAUAAUCCAGGUCCUCUGCUAGCAACAGACACAGAGCACAAUUACCUGGUCCAAUGGAGAGUGCAUCAGAAGCCACUGCGCAUGGAGAAGACUUGGAUCAGGGAAAUUCACUACAUUGCAUCUGAGCUUGACAAUCUUGGAGGACGAAAAGGGAUGGUUAUUGUCAUUAAUUGCUGGGCUCAUUUCCUCACCUUCCCCAUAAAAAUAUAUAUCUGGCGACUUCGUGGAAUCAGAGAUGCUGUAAAAAGGUUAUUGGAGCAUAACCCUGAAAUCAAGAUCCUUAUUAAAUCAGCCAACACUGGUUAUCGCUUCUCCCAUGGAAGUGACUGGUUGUCUCUUCAGCUUGACACAGUGAUGAGAGCCAUGUUCUCAGACUUGCCAGUUACUAUUUUGGAUGUUUGGCAGAUGACGUCUUGUCACCGAGAGCCAGAAAAUCUCCAUCCACCAAAAGUCAUUGUUAAGAAUGAAGUUGACCUAAUGCUUUCAUUCAUCUGCCCUUCCUGAGGUUAUUAGCAAUACCCAAUUUCAUUGGAAGAGAGAAACUGACUUUGAUAGGUUGGCAGAUUUAUUAUAAAUUCAAUUUUAUUUAGUCUUUCAGAUAAAAGCUACCUCAUAUUUCAUAUUGGCAAAACUAAAGUUGAGCGAAUUUUGGGUUUCCAUCAAAUGUAAUUUGUUGUUAUCUUAAUUUAAAUUCUUACAGGUUAAUGUAAUACAAAGUCUUAUUGUUGCUCACAGCAAGACCAAAUGACUAACAGCUGACCAGAUAUUGCUAUAUGCUGAUUGGUUGCUAUGGGUUACUAGAGAAGAAGCAAAUUUAAGAACAUUUAUUACAUAACCUUCCUAGCUCUUACAAGUAGGGUUCUUUUGCUUUAUGCUCUUCGAUGCCUUCCGUGUUUAUUGUCCUGUCUUUGUAAUUAGCUUGGUGUUGCAUUUUUACUUCUUAUUUGGUACAGAGCAAAAAAAAUACCAUUGUUUUUAAAAUUGUUACUACUACUGCUUGUUUUUUUAUUAUUAUUUUUUUUUCUUUUUAUUUAUUAUUAUUAUUAGUGAUAGGCGAAAAUCAACACUAUUAUGAAAAAUUCAUCAAGGGGCCCAUUUACUUAGCUCGAGUGAAGGAAUAGAGGAAAAAUAGUUUGAAUUUUGAAUGUU